Messenger RNA from Dermacentor andersoni, 5619 nucleotides. RefSeq names its product ganglioside induced differentiation associated protein 2 (gene Gdap2). Lineage: Eukaryota; Metazoa; Arthropoda; Arachnida; Ixodida; Ixodidae. The record is from RefSeq and is a predicted model, not a curated record.
GUCCGUAUACGCUUUAUGCAGUUGAAGGGGGAAAAAAAGAAGGCAUAAAAACAAAAAUAUUUAUGCUGAAAGAUUUAAAGCACCCGAAUAACUUAGAUUUAUUUAAACAUGCGCAGUUUUAAUCUGUGUUUAAAACAUGGCGAUCAUGACGUCACUUUAAGUAAAUGUGGGUAUUAUGAUGAUAAUGAUGAGUAUCACGACACCACCUAUGACAUAUAGACCUAUGACCAUCCACUUCAUAGAGUUUCUAUGAUCCACUUGAAUCGCGGUUGGUUCCACUUUCAUCGUUUGCGUUUCGGUAUGACCGUGCGACCGUGCCGUUAGCAGCCGAGUAGCUGAUAGUAGUGAGUGAUUCGAGGGGUGUCAACACGGUAGCUACUGGCUGGUCGAGGCUGGGUACUGAGGGCUGUGUUGCUCUAUCGGGUUCUAGGGUGCUCUUCGCGAUAACUGCUUGUUCCUUCCGUGGCGUUUGCAUGAACAAAAAUGUACGAUCGCCCGGUCUUGCCUGCUGCGUCAGUUAGCUGUGCGAAGAAGCGGCAGUCCUGAGGUCACGUGCGUGAAUACGCUCAGCUGGGUUUGUGCUGUUGUGUGCAGAAGCGCUGCCGGCCACUCGCUGUCUCCGGUCUGCAUUGCAGAACGCCCCCUUUCAUGAGCUUGUUGUGUUUGCACGACCCUCAGAAAUAGCGGCAUUACCUUGUACUCGCCUCAGCCGGCCUAGCAAUGGACCCGUUGGGCUCACCGUUGGACAUUGUAGACGUUGCGGUCCUGAAACGAUGGCACCAAAUAGCCCCCCGGGAGCCUGUCCUUGAAGAAAAGGACAGGCCGGAUGCCCAAGAGAAGUGCUGCCGCGAGUACACACCGUUUCCUAUCAACGAAGAGCUUAACCGAAAAAUUGCCCUUUGGGUUGGCGACAUGACCUGCCUGAAUGCGCACGCCAUUGUCAACUCCACAAACGAAAAUCUGACGGACAGAAGUCCUCUAAGUCAAAGGCUCGUAGCGAGGGCUGGACCACAAUUGAAGCAAGACUUGCUCAACGAAAUUCAGUCAUGCCGCACUGGAGAAGCCAAGUUGAGCAAGGGGUACAACCUUCCAGCACGUUUUGUGAUCCACACUGUAGGGCCCAAGUACAAUGUCAAGUUUCACACAGCCGCAGAGACAGCACUUCAUUCGAGCUAUUGGCGGGUGCUGCAAAUGAUACCUGAGCACGGGCUUCGCACCCUUGGGCUCUGCCCAAUCCAUUCCAUGCGCAGGUCCUACCCCGCUACAGAAGGAGCCCACAUAGCUCUUAGAACACUUCGUCGCUUUCUUGAAAGGCAUGGGGACACAGUGGACCUCAUUGUCGUCACUGUAGAAGGUGGUGAGGUGGGCACUUAUGAGCAGUUGCUACCACUGUACUUCCCUCGCACCAGCGUGGAGGAAGAGCAUGCACGGCAGCGGCUUCCCAAGGAUAUCGGUGGGCCUCGUGGAGAGCCUCUACUGCCCGAGAGGGGUAUCCGCAUUGUUGACAAGCCCUUUGGAGUCCCUGACCUAGCAGCUAAGGUGGUAGAUACUCCUGUUGCAGAGGAAGCAAGUGAAGAGAAGGAGCUGGAUCCAGGACCUCUAAUGGAGGGAUCGGUGUGUGUUGGCCGCACAGCCUUCGCACGCAUGCAGGGAGAUGUUGACAGACAGGGUGGCCGUGCACUCUCAGACCCUAUGACACGGGAAAUCCAACGUUCCCAUAGGUACACCAGACUGCUACGAAAGGCCCGUCAGGAGGAUCUGCGCAUGGUGCGAGAAGCACGUUUUUUUUAUGAAGCUGGACGGGAUCGAAGCGGGCGCCCCAUAUUUGUCUUUGUGGGGCGGAGGUUUCGAGGCUUGAACCCAGAACAUUGCCGCAGACAGGACAUAUUAAGGUGGGUGGCACAGAUUCUGACUGUCACGAAUUCUGGCACCCAAGAGAAGGACAAGGGACACAGUGAGAGGAAUUAAAUUCCAAGUCAACGCAAACUGACUGCUACAGUACAAGAUAGGGUCGAUGUAGUGCUGCAUAAUAGGGCCCUUUUCUCUACCAUACCACUCUACAAAGCUGGUGAAAGCCAAAGCAUGCAAGAGCCAUUGCUGACAAGACACAGCUGGUGGGGAACUGUCAUGGAUGAUGCAUUGGCCUUCCUGGCACUCAGGCAACAUUGCAAGAGACCAUGAUGUCCUGCUAAGACACUGUCGUCACAGAUCAGGAGGGGAAGAUCACAUCAAACUGCUACAGGCAGGAUCCCUCUUCGGCACUGAAUUACACAGCUGUCGACUGACAUUCCCAGAACAUAGCUGGAGAACUGGAAUACACUUCAACACUGCUCGCUACACUGCCUGCUCCUUUCUUUUUUUAUUCUUUUUCAGUCACUGCUUUCCUCAUUGUGCACAAAUCUUUUUUUUGUCUACUGCCUUGCAAUUUCUUUUGUUCUGUUUCCUCUCCUGCUUCUUCUUGCAUUGUUACAAUGAAUUGGCAUUUAUUAUAAAGAGGCAUUACAGCAAACCACCGGCCCCACAGCGCCUGCCGCGGUGGCUCAGUGGCUGUGACGUUAUGCUGCUGAGCACAAGGUUGCAGGUUCAGUCCCAGCCAGGGUGGCUGCAUUUCAAUGGGGGCAGAAUGCAAAAGCUCUCGUGUACUGUGCUUUGCUUGCACGGUAAACCCAGGCAGUGAAAAUUCAUCCAAAGCCCUCCACUACGACCACCCUCCUAACCUACUGUGCAGUUUCAGGUUGUUAAACUCCAUAAUUUAGUUGGACACAAUAGCAUAAUCGGUGUCAAAUGCCCUAUUACAAUGUUAAACUCAAAUGAACUAGUCUAACUUCAUACACUUGUGAAGUUAAUGUGCUUUUGAUGCAACAUUUUUUGAGUAUGACGUAGCUUUUCUCCCUCUUCGAUUCCAGCAUUGCUUGCCUGACACUAUUGGCACGUAGGGGCUGCUGCUUUCGACUUCAGCUCUGCAGGGAUGGGAGAUCGGAAGGCUGACACAAGUACUCGUAGUGAAACCAUUCUGCCCGAAUUCUGAGAACUAUUUGUCCGCUCAUGUUGGGAAUUUUAUUCUGUGAUGUGACAUUACCACCAUCAUAUUUGAGUGUGCAUUUUUAAAGUGCUUUGCACAUGUUCAUUCUUCGGUGUGCACAUAGCAUUGUCUGUGCAGUAUGGGAUACAGUCGCACAGAGGACAGGUUAAUGUGGAAUGUACAGUCGAGAGCAAAAGUCCAGAGACCACGGCAUCAGCAAGAAAAUUUGAUUUUUUUCUUGCACAGCCGUGCAGCGUGCAAUUGUCUUAACGCAUGACAAACAGGCGCAUGUAGGCAGUACCACUUGAGUUCAGCCUUUAUGCCUAGGCUACGAAAAGGAGGAAUAAACUUUAUUUUAGGACAGCAGAUUUGAGACCUAGGCCUCUCUACCUAGAUGAUGGCCUCGAGCCCUGGCGGCAUCUUCGGCCUGCUGGAUUGCCUUAAGUUGGUCUUCAAGUGCACAGCUGAGCAACAUGGUCUCCCACUGCUCUCUGGUCUUGUGUAUAUUAUUCUGUGUGGGUGUCCAAGGACAAGCCCAAACCAUAUGUUGUAGGUCCGCCCUUUCUUGACAGAAUCUGCAUCUACCCUUGUAAAGGUCUGGGUAGUAGCGGUGGUAGGCCACCGGUUCAGAUAUGUAUCUGUUUGUAAGAGGCGCCAUGCCGUCUAUUUAGCGAGGAGUGUGCCGGGGGGAAAUGCACCCUUCCCAAUUUAUAUGUUUGGUGAUCUUGUUAAAGCUGGUCAUUCGGUCACUCUCCUUUCCCAGUACAUUUGCAUGUCACCUGCUCGGCCCGUCAGUUCAUGAGCCAGGUUGUGCGCUAUUUUGUUCCCGGGCAGAGAGGGGCGUGCGGGUGCCCAUAUAAUGUAAACGUCUCGAUCUUCACAAAGGUUGGUUAAAAUUCUCAGCGCUUCCGGUGAGAUUCUUCCUUUGGUAGAAACGAAAUUUUUUACCAGCAUCUCGGGUCCCCAUACUUUUGCUCUCAACUGUACAGUGCUCAGCGAUUGAAAUGCGAUACUCGGACAGCAUAGCGGCCUGCGCUUUUUGCGCCACCGGUGAUUGCUGGGCGAUCAGUGAAGAGGCCGAAUGCAGUUACAAUGCAUCAAAAGGAUUCUCGCUUUUACGUGACACAAAAAUGCAUCAUCUCGGUGUCACCAGCACCCACCGGUGGCACAAGAAGGUACUGGCUGGCAGGUUGUCCGAGUAUGGCAUUUCAAGCGCUGAGCACUGUACAUGACAUUUUAGACAUUCGCGACACUGUUAUUUAAAAACAAGUAAAAGUAAUGAUGCCCUCAAAUCGCUGCCUAGGUAAAUGAUAAUUCUCCUACUUACCUAACACACGACUGAGAAACAUGGAAAAUGGACAAAUGCAACACAACCUAUGUGUACUUGUCAACUCCCCUGAAUUUUUGCAAUGCUUACGAAUUUGAACUCUUCUUGCAAUUUUAUUAAUGUUGCUUCAGGAUUUAAAAAAAAAAAAAAAAGCUGUUCACAAAAACAUUUCAGUCCUUGGUCCCCAAAACUUUUGUUGGAAAUCUUCUGUUGAUACAAGGGUACUAGCGUCAAGCAAGUUUAUAUAGAGGAGUUCCUGGGGGCAAAACACCAAAGUCGCUAAUGGAGUCAUUCUGACCUGAAAAUAAUGUGAUGCUUGCGAGUAUUUGCUUGACCGCUCCCCCAUCCUUUUUUGGUGACAAUGUGCGGGAUUUUAAGAAUUUUAAUAUUCACAGGUUGGUAGGUGUGACUAUGGUAACCAAAUGCUAAGGUUUACUUAACCGACAUAGCUAAAUGAAUUGAUGAAAGAUGGUACAGAGUUGGAAUAGAUCUUGAAAGAAAGACCCGUUGCAGUGGCUUAACAGCCAUUGUGUUGCGCUGCUAAGUACAAGGUCGCGGGAAAUCCCAGCCGCUGCAGCUGCAUUUCGAUAGGGGGCAAAAUGCAAGAACAUCCGUGUCCCGUGCAUUGCGGGCACGUAAAAGAUCGCCUGGUGGUCAAAAUUAAUCUCGAGUCCUCUACUAUGACGUACCUCAUGAUGAAAUUGUGGUUUCAUCAUGUAAAACCCCAGAAUUCUAUUCAAUCUUCGUGAAAGAAGCUGCGAAGUUUAUUUGCAUGACUUUAUUAUUAUUUCUUUUUGUUGUAUGCCUCCAUUCUCUUUCUCUUGGUCCUGUGACAUUAUUGCUGCAUUUUUUCAGAUAUUCUUUGUUUUUCUUUAAUGCAUAUAUGCCUCUGUACCUUUACUCUGUCUUUUAGUUCCCAUAGUUCUUGUUUCCUGCAUAACUUUCUGAAAAUUUACUUUUCUUGAAUGUAUAUAUAUGGAAUUGAUACCACUCUAUGCCAUGCUCUGGGGCAAUGACCCAGUCAAGCUUUCUUAGACCUUUUAUCCAGCUCUAACUAUAUUAUGUUAUUUAAAGCUGAAUUGAAUUAAAGUUGAAACUGAUAUUCAAAUAAGAGCAUUCGUGCUAAAUGAGGGCUAUCCUUUACUGAAGAGGCACGUAUUUGCUCUGUGAAUGAGUGUAACUGCUCAUAAGCUGGGUGAAAAGCAAAGCACUUGUGCUUUGGGGAUUUGUGGUCGCACCUGUUUUGUUCCAAGCUACUGCCGUCUUCUCU